Carassius gibelio (silver crucian carp) is the source of this 1153-nucleotide messenger RNA. Its product is annotated as olfactory receptor 52Z1P-like. Bases 1 to 966 code for a protein of 321 amino acids. The transcript has a single exon. Gene Ontology annotation, cellular component: membrane. NCBI's taxonomy places the organism in Eukaryota, Metazoa, Chordata, Actinopteri, Cypriniformes, Cyprinidae. Gene Ontology annotation, molecular function: G protein-coupled receptor activity; olfactory receptor activity. The record is from RefSeq and is a predicted model, not a curated record. Gene Ontology annotation, biological process: G protein-coupled receptor signaling pathway.
AUGGAUAACAUGUCUUACUUUGGGAUACUGACUCUAAUGGUGCCCAAAGAAUCUAAGUCAUAUAGGCAUGUCUAUUUUAUUUGCUUCCUUUUCUUAUAUGUGCUUAUAUUGUCAAUUAACAUCCGUCUUAUUAUGGCCAUUAUCAUGGAGAAAUCUCUUCAUGAACCAAUGUACAUAUUUUUGGGUCAUUUGUGUAUAAAUGGGAUUUAUGGAGCCACAGGAUUCUACCCCAAAAUUUUGUCUGAUUUAAUAUUGGACUCAUAUGUGAUCUCCUUUCAUAUGUGUGCUCUGCAGAUAUUUGUGAUUUACAGCUCUUUACUGUGUGAGUUCACAAUCUUAACUGUGAUGUCUUAUGAUAGAUAUGUAGCUAUAUGUAAACCUUUAGACUAUCAUUCCAGAUUAACUAAAAACACUUGUGUGAAAUUAAUUCUGUUUUCAUGGAUUGUUCCCACUUUUUCUGUGUUAACUGGCACUCUGUUGUCAAAUUUAAGGCCAUUUUGUGCCUAUCACAUAGAUAAAUUAUAUUGUGACAACUGGUCAAUUGUAAAACUGUCUUGUGGUUCAUCUUUUGUUAAUAAUGUCUAUGGAUAUAUUGUUGCUGUUAUAUGUUCUAGCUUUGUAGCAAUUAUAAUAUUUUCCUAUAUAAAACUAAUUGCUGCAUGUAAAAUAUCUUUAGAAAACAGAAGGAAAUUCUGGAAAACAUGUCUGCCACAUAUAUUUUCACUGAUAAAUUUCUCUUUUGCUUUGCUUUUUGAUUUUAUGUAUAGCAGAUAUGGUUCAAAUGACAUUUCAGAGAGUUUGCGUAAUUUUUUGGCUCUAGAACUGGUGAUAGUCCCACCUGUGUUCAAUCCUCUUAUCUAUGGGUUAAAUAUUAGAGCAGUGCGGAAAAGUGUUUUUACUUUAUGUGUUGCAUCAAAAGUAAAUGUUUCACGUGCACAAAAAAGACGAAAACAUAAAAAAAAAUAGUCAUGACAUUUGGGUUUUCAUAUAUAUGAAGUAUUACAAAAAGUGGGAACGAGUUUGUUUAUCAUAAGUGUAUUACACUAAUAAAGUGCAAUAUAUGUAUAAAUAUAUGUAUCUUAAUUAAAAAACAAAAAUAUCACCAAAUAUAGAGGUUUGUUUAACAAUAUCAAGUCCCCCUGAUAAUAAUGAU